UGCGGGCGGUGCUAGUGGCGGGAGGAGUAAAGAUGGCGGCGCGUGGGUCUCCGCCCUCUGCUCCCGGCUGAAGCGCUCUGAGGGAGGUGGCAGCGGCAACCCGAGCCUCAACAGUAAUUUAGUGUUGGUAGUUUCUGCAGCAGCAGCCGAGGCCGGAGCAAUGGCGGAGCUGGAGCAUAUAGGAGGGAAGCGGGCAGAGUCGGCGCGAAUGCGGCGGGCAGAGCAGCUUCGGCGCUGGCGGGGCUCACUGACAGAGCAGGAGCCUGCGGAGCGACGAGGCACGGGGCGGCAGCCGCUGACCAGGCGCGGGAGCCCCAGGGUCCGCUUCGAAGACGGUGCUGUCUUCCUGGCCGCCUGCUCUAGCGGGGACACCGACGAGGUGAAAAAGCUUCUGGCAAGAGGUGCCGAUAUCAACACUGUCAACGUCGACGGCUUGACAGCCCUGCACCAGGCCUGUAUUGAUGAAAAUUUGGACAUGGUGAAGUUUCUGGUGGAGAACAGAGCCAAUGUAAACCAGCAAGACAACGAGGGCUGGACACCCCUUCAUGCAGCAGCUUCCUGUGGCUAUCUCAACAUAGCAGAGUAUUUCAUUAACCACGGAGCCAGUGUAGGUAUUGUCAAUAGUGAAGGUGAAGUUCCCUCUGACCUUGCAGAAGAGCUAGCCAUGAAGGAUCUUCUUCUGGAGCAAGUAAAGAAGCAAGGAGUUGAUCUAGAGCAGUCAAGAAAAGAAGAAGAGCAGCAGAUGUUGCAGGAUGCCCGCCAGUGGCUCAACAGUGGGAAAAUAGAGGAUGUGAGGCAGGCUCGCUCAGGGGCUACAGCCCUUCAUGUGGCUGCUGCCAAGGGCUACUCUGAAGUUCUCAGACUUUUAAUUCAGGCUGGCUAUGAACUCAAUGUUCAGGAUUACGAUGGCUGGACUCCUCUCCAUGCUGCUGCACACUGGGGAGUGAAGGAGGCUUGCUCCAUCCUGGCAGAAGCACUCUGUGACAUGGAUAUUCGAAACAAACUGGGCCAGACACCAUUUGACGUAGCUGAUGAGGGUCUCGUGGAACAUUUGGAGAUGCUCCAGAAGAAGCAGAAUGUGCUUCGAAGUGAAAAGGAGACACGGAAUAAACUCAUUGAGUCAGACCUAAAUAGCAAGAUGCAGAGUGGGCUCUUUAAAAACAAAGAGAAGAUGCUGUAUGAGGAGGAGACUCCUAAGUCCCAAGAGACGGGGGAAGAAAACAAAGAAUCUAGUAGCUCCAGCUCAGAGGAGGAGGAAGGUGAAGAUGAAGCUUCUGAGUCAGAAACUGAGAAGGAGGCAGAUAAAAAGACAGAAGUCUUUGUCAACCAUUCCAACUCUGAAAGCAAGAGUAGUAUCACGGAGCAGAUACCAGCACCAGCUCAAAAUACCUUCUCUUCCUCUUCUGCUAGGAGGUUCUCUUCUGGCCUUUUUAACAAGCCGGAAGAGCCCAAAGAUGAAUCUCCUUCUUCAUGGAGAUUGGGACUGAGAAAAACUGGCAGCCACAACAUGCUGAGUGAGGUGGCCAAUUCCAGGGAACCUCUAAGGGACCGAGGCUCUUCCGUCUACCGCUCUUCUUCAAGCCCUCGAAUUUCUGCUCUGCUGGACAACAAAGAUAAGGAGAGAGAAAACAAAAGCUAUAUUAGUUCACUAGCACCCCGGAAGCUCAAUAGUACAAGUGACAUUGAAGAAAAGGAGAACAGAGAAUCAGCUGUUAAUCUAGUGAGGAGUGGCUCCUAUACCCGGCAGCUAUGGAGGGAUGAAGCAAAGGGAAAUGAAACCCCACAGACAAUUGCUCCCUCCACUUAUGUAUCAACCUACUUGAAAAGUGCUUCAUUUGGUAGGAGUAGUGACCCCACAAGUCCCUACAUUUCAGCCAAUCGCAAUUCAUCUCCUGCUACCUCACCCAUUACCAUUGGUUCAUCUACCUCUCGGGGCAGCCAGUGGCAACCUGCCUCUUCUUGCCCUGCACCAAUCAGUGCAAACACUACUGCAUCUGUACAUCAUGGCAGGAUUCCUCACAAAUCCCAGACUGACUCCACAGCAGAGAAAACAGCAGACAAUGUCUCUUCUAGCACCCCGCUUUGUGUGAUUACCAAUCACCCUCUGCCAAGCACUGCCAAUGGGGUUACAACUACUCCUGUGCUCUCCGUUACUGGAACAGACUCCUCUGUGGAAGCCAGGGAGAAGAGGAGGUCCUAUCUGACUCCUGUACGGGAUGAAGAAGCAGAGUCUUUACGGAAAGCACGCUCCAGACAAGCUCGGCAGACACGAAGGUCUACUCAAGGUGUCACCCUAACAGAUCUUCAAGAAGCAGAAAGGACUUUCAGCCGGUCGAGGGCAGAGAGAAAAGCUCAGGAGCAGCCUUGUGAGAAGCCCACAGACACUGAAGGGGGGCUUGAGGGGAGCCCUGAGAAGCAUGAGCCCUCAGCAGUCCCAGCAACGGAAGCUGGGGAGGGCCAGCAGCCCUGGGGCAGGAGUCUGGAUGAAGAGCCUAUCGGUCAUCGCCUGAGGUGUCCAACUCAGCCAGACAAACCCACCACGCCAACAUCUCCUUCUACAUCAACACCCUCACUCUACACCAGUUCCAGUUCCCACUUGCUACGGACAAAUAGAUUCUCAGACCCUGAUUCUGAGAGUUCAAAGACUACCACGAACACUACAACUGCAAAGGAAAUGGACAAAAAUGAGAAUGAAGAAGCAGAUUUGGAUGAGCAGUCCUCUAAGAGGCUGUCCAUCCGAGAGAGGAGGCGGCCCAAGGAACGGCGAAGAGGCACAGGCAUCAAUUUCUGGACAAAGGAUGAGGAUGAAACUGAUGUCUCUGAAGAGGUCAAAGCAGCAUGGCAUGAAAGACUUUCUAGGUUGGAAUCAGGAGGUAGUAAUCCUACAACCAGUGAUUCUUAUGGUGACCGGGCUUCAGCAAGAGCCCGUCGGGAGGCCCGGGAGGCCCGUCUAGCCACCCUGACCAGCCGUGUAGAAGAAGACAGCAACAGAGAUUAUAAAAAACUCUAUGAGAGUGCCCUGACUGAAAAUCAAAAACUGAAAACAAAACUUCAGGAGGCCCAGCUAGAGCUAGCAGAUAUAAAAUCCAAGCUUGAGAAGGUGGCCCAGCAAAAACAAGAAAAGACCUCUGACCGAUCAUCAGUGCUGGAGAUGGAGAAACGGGAGAGGCGAGCCUUGGAGCGCAAAAUGUCAGAAAUGGAGGAAGAAAUGAAGGUGUUAACAGAACUGAAAUCCGACAACCAGAGGCUGAAAGAUGAAAAUGGUGCCCUCAUCAGAGUCAUCAGCAAACUGUCCAAAUAGGCUAGGCUCCAGAAUUAUGAGGAAGGAAAAGGACAGCAUUUGCUGCCUCCACCCUCUUUCCAGUCCUUGCCUUCCAACCAAACGAAAUGGAUGUUUUGGUGGAAGGACACUUCUAACACCCUUUUCAGUCACCUCUGUACACCCUACAUUUUCUCUGCACUCUCAAUGCCCUGUUCUUCCUACACCCCUAUCCCAAGUUUUAUGACAGUUUUAAUUGAAGCAUGAUUGUGAUCAUUCGAGCCAUCUGGAGAGUGCUCUGGGGAGUACACCAGGCUCAGCUGUGGACCCCUCAACUUCCUGCUGCUCAGCUGCUUUGUCCACAUUGGAUUUGGUCCAAACAUGUAAGGCUUCUACCCAAAUCAGUAUCCUUCAGCUUUUUACAUUGACUUAGUGUCCUCUGAUACAGGCGAUUCUUGUGGUAGCCACGCCAGGAUCCUGACUGAGGUGCCAAGAGCAACAGCAGGAUGUUGAGUUGAUCAUUGGAUGGUCUCUGGAGCUGUUAGAGUCCAAGGUGACAGUGGCUGCAUCGAGGCGUUCUAUUCUUCUUCACCUCUCAGGAACUGACUUAAUGGUAUUUUUUCUAUCAACACCCCAGUACUCCCUGAUUAAUUUUAACCCUUCUUUCUCCCUCAUACCUAGUCCUUUCUCCAAGGCGCAAAUGGCCCUGGCUUCAUUUAUUCCUUUGCUUUCUGUCCUUGUAUUUUUUUUUUUCUCCUCACUCUCCCACCCCCUCACUCAAUGGUGUAAAAUCUAGGACAGAGCACCUGACUUCAGUUGUCCUUGUCCAUUGUGGGAAAUCAUUAUUCUGGAGACAAGAAAAUCAUCACUCUGGUGCCUUGGUGGCAGCACCACUGCCCCCUCCCUAAAAGCCAGACCAUGGCAUAAGUGUCAGCUCAUUGUUUUCAUCUCCCACUUAUCUUCCCCCUGCAAAGUGAUUUUCUUUGUAAAAAAAAAUCUGGGCUCUGAAUACCCUAUUGUGCCGCCCUUCCUUGACCUUGUUUUCCUCUCUUCACACUGACACCUGCUUCUAAUGAGAAAUGAUGUCAGUGCAAGGAGGAAUGAGAGGUGAGAAGGGGAGAUGGUUGGGAGACGGACUAGGAAAUGGAAGUAGGCUGGAAAGACACAUACGGCAAAGUCAAGUAUCUGAGGCCACUUGCAACAUUGUGAGAAAGAAGAUGUAUGAUAGCAGCCCAUUAGGCUGUGAGAAUCGUGGUGAAUUUGAUUAUUUCCAAUGGUUAGAUUUAGGGGAGAGAUUUACGUUCUUAGAAAUUAAUAGGGCAAACGGCACUUAAUAGGGGUUUAAUGGAAUGAAGUACUUUUCAACCCAGUGACAAGAGUCAUGGAAGUUUAGAGUGGAAAGGCCCGGAGGUCAGUAGGUCCAGCUUUCUAUUAUUCUGUCACAGGGACCCCUGCUACCGCAGCUUUGACCCAUGGGCAUGGUCAGGUAGCCUCUGGUGGCUAUGCAAUUAUUACUCAAAAGUUAGGCAACUCUAAUAAUGAGAGAGUUUUUCCUAAUAUGUGUUGAAGUCUGCCUGUGGAUUCUCCUUGUAGUCCAGAUCUAUCUGCAGCUCUUUAACAGCCCUUCAGAUACGUACAGUGGGUGGUCUCCCCUCAGUCUUACUUUGAGCUGCCGUUACCCUGGUCCUAGUCCUUUCAGUUAUCCCUCAUAUGGCAUGCUUUUCUUACCUGUCACAUCCUCCUCUAGACAAAACCAGCCUUUAAAAAUAUCAUGCCCAGGCCUGGAGAGAAUACUCCACAAAUCCAGUGCAAAAUUAAACCUUUAGUUCUUGAUGAUAACUUAGCAUUAAUACUUAAAGUAUUUUCCUUUUGUAGGAGUUUUAUCCCUGGGUUCAUUUGAGUGUACAGGUCAUUAAAUCCUCAUCAUUUCAGGGUUGCCAACGAUAUUCGGUGUUUAGAGUGGUUCAUUUCCUUAACAUAUACUACCUCUGUCUGUUAAUUCCUUUCCUGACAUGACGUGUAGCUCUCUAUAUGGCCCUCUGUCUGAAACAUCAUAUGCCCUUUAAACUAGAAGCUGUAGCUCAAGAUCCCAAUUCCAGAACAGGAGAUAUGUUUCCUCUGACAAAACCCCAUUUUUAGAGUAUAUAAAAUUCUGUCUUCCAUUUCCAACCAUUUUUCAAGAGAAGCUGAUACUCUCUUGAGACUUUGUAUUAUCAUGGGAAUACUGUAAGUUCAGUUCUCAGGGAAUGCUAAAUUAGAGUAGUAAGUUUUAUAUCUUUCACUAUAAGCAUUUCCUUCAUUCUGGGAGAGGAAAUCAACACAAGGUGUUGACUAAUUAAUUAUCCUGGCACAUUUUGAAUAUUGGGGAAGGAAGAUCAUACUUCUUAAGAAAAUUGGAUUACUAGGAAUACAUCUUUACCCCUUUCCACUCAAUAGACCAGAGAAAGGGAUUACAAAGAGUCCCGUCAGAUCUGUUUGUGCCUUUCAAAAGUAUUGGGGGCAGGUUCUCAAAACUCUUAGAUUGGUGUUGUACCCCUGCCACUUCACACGGCCCUUUCAUGUUAAAGCUCACUUUUCUUGCCAAAAAGUUUUCCUUGUGACAAGAAAUUUGCCAGCUUUUCAAUCUCAGGAAUACUGGAUUCUAUGGCCAAGAACUCAUGAAAAUGUAAGCUCUCCUAGGUAAUUUCAAGUACUUUCUCUUAUGCAAUUAAUUUUAGAUGAACUGAUUUCUGGUCUAUCUCCAGAGAUAAAAUAACCAUUCUUUCACAACUGUAUUGUCUGGAAGCCCAAAAAGGUGGUAGUUAUAGGCCUUCUACUAACCAGCAGUUCUCUCUGGAUACUGGCAUCAGCAGGUCUCCCUUUUCUUGUGCUGCUUAGACAGGUACCUACCGCUAGCCUCUUCAGUGGCCACAAUCCUCAGUCCUCACCUGCUGGUUUGGAUACUGAUGAGCACCCCAGGCAGCUCAAGCUGAAUGAAUAGCUGCAGACUUGGCCAACAACAUGAGCUCAGGCCUAUCACUUAGAGUCUUUACAUGAAGUAUCAGAAUGGGGAAGAGAAUGUUCUUGGUACAGCCUUACACCCUCUGUUUUCAUUAAUUUGUUAUUUUUCAGAAACUGAGUCACACCUUUGGAAGUAAUGAUUUGGCCAUUCCAGAGAUUCUGUUGCUAAAGUUCGCCUGUUUGUCUUUCCAGGGCUGCUGACCCUUUUCCAGAUAGCUCCAGAGUAUGAUGACCCCUAGCCCCAUCCCAGUCUGUAGUGAAAGGGUUAUGUGAAUCUCAGGGUGUUGCCACUAAAGAAUCUAAAGAAUAGACAUGCUUUGGGCUUACUCAGUGCACUAGAUUCUCUAGUGGGCCAUUGUCACUUGAUGUUCCCUAGAGCUGCUGUGUCUUCCAGCUGCAGGAUGUGUUUGCUUCUCUUCUGGGCUUUCCCUGGUUUCUGUCCUAGUUCCCACCCCAGGUUUAAGAACACUUAGAUUCAUUUAUUGCUAUCUGAGGCCACUAGUGAGAUUUCAGAUCUGUGUUUUGCAACAUUUUACCCAUUUCCCUUCCCCAAACCAUGUUCUUAUUAGAUGGUUCCACUCAGGAGGCAAGGAAGCUAAAACUCAUUGUCUGUGGAUCCUACAAAAGUAUGUGUGAAUUACUGUUUCUCUACUAGGGGCAUUUCAUUGAGCCAAAGAUGAUGGAAGAAGAAACCUCAAAGCCAUGUACUUUGUUAGGUGUCUGGAUUUUUGUCCUCUUUGCAGCCUUUCGUAGCCACAGACAGACACUGUCUCCCCUCAGAGAAAGGCCAGUGUUUCAGUCCAGGCUACUGGUGCGUGUUGGCACUCAUGAGGUGGGGCAUGGGGUAAGCAGAAGAAGCCUGGAGAAGAGAGAACUAUUUAAAGUGUCACCAGUUAUUCAGCUUCCAGGCGGCUUUACACCUCAAAAGGUACAAAAAGGAAAAAGAAAGCAUAAAGGAUUCAGAAUUUAAGCAAAAAGGAAAGGGAAACUACCAGAUGAGGCACUGGUUCCACCGGAGCUUAUCAGUGAGGUAACACUGCAGGAGGCCUGGUGUCCUUCCCUCAGAGAUAUCAUCAGGGGUCCUCAGAUCCCAUUGUUUAUGCCAGCACUGCACUUUAAGCACAGGGUUAUCAGUCAGAGGUGGUGUAAUUGGCCUAAAUCUAGGCCCAGUGAUUACUACAGAUACCAUACUCUAUCACCCAGGCUGGAGUGCAGUUGUGUGAUCUGCAGCUCACUGCAACCUCUGCCUCCCAGGCUCAAGCAAUCCUCUCACCUCAGCCUCUCAAGCAGCUAGGACCGCAGGUCUGCACCACCAUGCCCAGAUAAUUUUUGUGUUUUUUUGUAGAGACAGGGUUUUGCCAUGUUGCCCAGGCUGGUCUCGAACUGCUGGGCUCAAGUGAUCCACCUGGCUGGGCCUCCCAAAGUGGCAGGAUUACAGACACAAGUUACCACGUCCAGCCCAUCAUAUUGAUUUUCAAGGCAGGGUCUAACCCCUCAUAAGAUGUGAGUUCUUCCGACACAAUAAGCAAGGCAGCUUUGAGGACAGAAAAAAGCAAUAUAAAAAGAUAAGGUCUUAGAACAUCUGUAUUCCAAGGCCAUCCCUUCUUUUAGCCAUGUGACUUUGGGCAGGUCACCCUCACUGUAAAAUGAGGUUGGACUGGAUAAUUUUUAUGUGCCCUUUCCUAUUGGCUUAGAAUUCCGUGAUUUAUUCAUUCUUAGAAAGAUCAGAAUAUUUCUUGGGAUUUCUGCUUAAAAAAUUCUAACCUCAAAAAUCGAAGUGCAAAAAUUUUUGUUUUCAUCUGGUUUUAAAGCUGUUUAACAUGAGCACAUCAAGGCUGACUUCUCAUCCUUGUUGGGAAGCGAAUUUAAUAUUGCGGGUAAUUGAAUGCUGUUGCAAUGGCUUUCCCUCCUAAUGGCUUGGUAAGAUUAUUAAAGCCUGCAGAGGUGGAAAUUGGAGCUCAUGGGGAAAUGGAUAGAAACCAAUUUGUUGCAAGCAGCCUUUGGACAAGUUGUUUUAAUAGGAAAUAGACCUGCUGCUUCAUAGGUUUCCUCAACCACCUUUCCUCAGCUUUCUCAAAAUGUGAUCUACAUUGGCUCUUCACACCCAAAUAGCAGACCAACAGUUUUUCUGUUCAGCACCAUCUGGUUCAUUGUCUUGAACUCUGCCUUACAGCAGCAAGAUAAUUUUCCUCGAUAAAAACCUCAAUCUUGAGUUCCACUGAGCUCCUCCUCUGGAUCCUGGACUAUCAGAAGUAGGAAGUUCUGGUACUGUUCAAGAUGGUCUUUCCUUCAAAGCAGGUCUGAAGAGGAGACUACCAAAGCAGUAAGUGUUUACAGACCCAGAGUCCACACAACCACAUUGCAUAGAACAGCACUUGGCCUCCGCAGGCUUCCUAUAGGACUGGGUAUAAUUGGAGUGAAAGAGCAGAGACCCUGGAAGCUGCGAUGGGAAGAAGGCAGAAGGCUCAGGGGCUUUGGACAAAGAAUAGGGCGGAAUCUGCAAGCACUGGGAAGGAUUUCACAGAAGCAAAGCUUCGGCACACAGAGGCGAAUUCUGUCUCUGUGGUGACUUCAUCCCUCAGCAGCUGAGCAGAGAUUUUAAUCAGCUUCCUUAAUGGGUAUUGACACUGCUCAGGAAGCAGUAGACCCUAUCAGGGACAGCUAUUGAUCUUUUGUGUUCUGAUUAGAUUGGAAAAUAGAUCAACUUCAUUGUAGUCCAGGAACUGUUGGUCACAGCUACUAAGAAUGAGGUGAUUUCUGAGGGCUGAGAAAAAACGAGAAUCUUGACCAGCAGCCAGCAGCUGCAUGGUGAAAGAAGGUGCAUUCACUUCUCCUUUGAGGGUUAGGGUUGAGGGCAAACAUAGAACCCAGGGAUGGCUUACAAUCCAGUGUCCCGGAAGCCCUCCUUGUGGAGAACUGUAAGAGGUGGGUGUGUCUAAAGACAAUACCAUUAAUGAAUGUUCUGGCCUUACCUAAAAAGGUUUAGCAAUUUGGGGAUAACUCUUGCUUCUCACUUAUGUGUGUUCACAUGCACAUUUAUGAACCCAGAGCUUUUAAAAUGAGGUCUGGCAUACAGUUGAUUAGAAAUGAAAACUCAGAAACCAAUUGUAUCCUAGUAUAUUAUUCUACUAAAUCAUAUCUUUUGUUUUUCCCCCUCCCUUUUAAUCCCCCAAAGGACCUAUUUGAACCAUUCCCCAAUUCAUCUGCUUAUCAUUUUGGACUGUGAAUCUGCCAGAGUGAUAUUUUCUGUUAUUUCUCCUCCAGAUUUUUCCCUGAUGUUUGCAAUAAAGAUUUACUUGGGUGGCCCUUUAAGGUGACAUCAGGAUGCUCUUAUGUCCUUCCAGAAUAAACAUACACUUCACCCCUCCACAUUCUUAAUUCCUUGUUUUCCUCACUUGAAGCCAAGGGUGCUUUAGAGAGGUGGUUUUCCAUGAAUCAGCCAAGAUUCCUGGAGAAGUUGAAUAUACCAACCACCACCACUGCCCCCUCUUCCAGUUUCAAAGCUCCCCGGCUAUGCUAAUGCCCCCUCAGAGAUGAGGUUUGACUUGUAGGCCCAUAUGACUCCUCCAUGUCCUGGGCAAGGAGACCAUGGGUAGCCAUGUCUGGUUUACUCUGUCCUGAGACUGUUUAUAGCUUAAAACAGAAGUGUGUCUUCCCAGCACAAACUCUGUCAGCGCAUCUGGUGGCAACAGCUCAGCCCAUUCAAAGACCAAGGAUUCAGAAAGGGCACACUGAUAGUGGGGAGCCUCUUAAGAACCUCUAAUGUUCUCCCAAAACCGGAGUUAAGGGUCAGAAUGCAGAUCCUGAACAAGGGACAUGCUAGGGCCAGAAGUAGCUUGACUCUCGCCUAAGUAUCUGUGCCUUUGCCUGUUCUUUCUCCCAUUCUACUGAGCCUGGAACUGAUUCCCACUUGCCUUCUAAUGAAGAGAGGCCAGGUACAGAGAGUUUGGAGGAAAAAGACACCAGGAGGCAGGCUGCGGGGUUGGAGAGGGUUCUGAAAGGAUGCAGCAAUCCAGAAUACCUCCUUUUCUAGCCAGCAUCCCUUGAACUUCUGAAAGUUUGGGUCUACCACUGGCUGGCACACCAGGGCAAUGAUUUCCCUGAAGGAGGAAGAAAUGUUUCACCCUUGCAUUCUUCUUGGAGAAGAUACAGCCUGUGCUUAGUUGAGUGGUUCAUGCUCAGACUUUGGUGUGAACCACUCAACUUCAUUCUUGUCUUUACCUUGACCUUGAUCAACAGGGGUGAAAAGAACCACCGUGGUGUCUCCAUGCCCUCCCAUUUUAGUAGUAGCAUUUUGUGUCUUUCCUCCACCCCUCACCUGAGUUCCACCAAGGUUAACGCAUCAGAUGUAACUUUUUCAGCUGAGUUGUAUGAUUGAUUUUCAGUCCACUGUAAAUACACCUGGGGUGGGGUGGGGUGGGGUUGGGGGUGUUUAGGAAGAGGAAGCCAGACUUGCUUUGUGAACUGAAUGUAUUUUUAUGCAAUUUUGAGUGGCCUUUCAACCCUAAGACGAUUUUGUUUUACUGGUUGUUAUUAUAUAGUAUUGAGUAUUCCGUGUUUGUUUGAAAGUUUGGGAAUAAUAUUCACAUCUAUAUGAUGCCUGUAAACACAACAGUAUUUAUAAAUGAGUAAAUAAAAUUGUGUUUUAACUUUG
This is a messenger RNA of Sapajus apella (tufted capuchin), 10913 nucleotides long. RefSeq names its product protein phosphatase 1 regulatory subunit 12B (gene PPP1R12B). Gene Ontology annotation, biological process: signal transduction. NCBI's taxonomy places the organism in Eukaryota, Metazoa, Chordata, Mammalia, Primates, Cebidae. The record is from RefSeq and is a predicted model, not a curated record. The transcript has 25 exons. Gene Ontology annotation, molecular function: enzyme inhibitor activity; phosphatase regulator activity; protein kinase binding. The coding region runs from base 161 to 3301 and encodes 1046 amino acids. Gene Ontology annotation, cellular component: Z disc; cytoplasm; A band.